Molecule: messenger RNA, 1140 nt
Organism: Scheffersomyces stipitis CBS 6054
Lineage: Eukaryota; Fungi; Ascomycota; Pichiomycetes; Serinales; Debaryomycetaceae
Exons: 1
Coding region: 1-1140 (379 amino acids)
Source: RefSeq, a predicted model, not a curated record
AUGUCCAUCAACCCAACCAUGAAGUACACAACCGUGCCCUACAAGCCCAGUGGGCUGAAGGUCAACGGAAACAACAGCAAUGAAAACGGAAACGAAAACGAAAAUGAAAGCAGUUCAGGCAAUAUUAACAAUUCUAGUUCCAAUACUAAGAAUGUCACAGCCAAGAAGAAGAGAAACAGAGCCAGAGGCAAUGCCCAUGGCAACCAACAAUAUGAUGCUACUUCGUCUAUUUUCUCAGACUACGACGACUUGGAUUUGCAUGAAGACGACAACUCGCUGUAUAUCUUGUUUAAUCCCAUUAAACCUUCGGCCAGAGCUGGAAACACAGAGUCUGAUAUCUUAUCUUUGACUGAUACUCUGAACACACAUGAUAACGUGUACUACUCAGAUGAAGACGAGGAGUAUUCAGACGAGGAAGAAGCCGAUGCAGACAUAGAGCGAGAUGUCGCAGUCCGUGAUGUCAUCGAAGAAGAUGACGAAGAGCAUGAUAUAGACGAGUCUCACUAUAGAGGCAACUCCAGAUGGAAGAGACACCUCGAUUCGACUAUCACGCGCAGCGAACCCAUAGUCAACAACAACAGCCUUCUGAACAAGAUACAGAGCUGGUACCAGCUGUCGAUGUCAGAGCACGCCUUUGUGGACGACAAUAUCGCCAGCUGGAACCUUGACGAGAACUUGAUGGAAACCAGUAGAGAAGUAGAGGUGGCAGUAGAAAGCCAAGAUCCCACCAAUAAAUUGCUUCUCAACCAGUUCUAUGGCGACGAGUUGUUCAAGUACUUUGAUCAAGACGAGUUGGACAAGUUCCGCAAGUUCAACAAGUUGAUCGAUAUCAGAAAGUUCUUGUUGGAAAAGAAUAAUUCGGCAGCUACAGGUGCUGCACCUUCAGCAUUGAGUCAGUUGAUCUACAAGUUGUUACUUUUGAACAGAAAGAACACAGAAACGGUUAUAGACACUAAUAUGGAAUUUGCUGGCUUUGCUGGCAUGACAGACUACGUUAAUUACAUGAGCAAUACAGCAAAUAUUCCGGCCAGAUCGGUGUUGGUUCAUCCUACGACAUUCUCAGACACUACAGGAGGCUCGUCGUUGGUAUUAUGUGGAGGUGUAGGCUUUGGUGGAAGUGCUUCGUGGAAUGAUAUAUAG